Cucurbitaria berberidis CBS 394.84 is the source of this 1713-nucleotide messenger RNA. RefSeq lists its product as uncharacterized. Lineage: Eukaryota; Fungi; Ascomycota; Dothideomycetes; Pleosporales; Cucurbitariaceae. The transcript has 2 exons. Bases 240 to 1430 code for a protein of 396 amino acids. The record is from RefSeq and is a predicted model, not a curated record.
AAGUCGUUGCAGAAGCUAGCCUUUUGCUUCAUCUACAUCCAUCAAGCUUCUGCCUCUGCUUUCUGAAGUUGCCGACGUCUACCGCUUCACUCAAUCCAGACAAGAGCAACGAGGCCUGCCACCAGUGCGACUAGUUUCAAAGCCACAAUCGAUAGGCCUUCAACAUAACGCUCUAGACGUCGUACGACAUCAGCAAUAGUGGGAACAGGGCUACGAGCAAGAGCAGGACUGCCGUCACAAUGACUGUGACCCCCAACACCGCCAACUCACCUGGCACGAACAGAGCACAAAUGGACCCCAUCCUCACCGCCAAAAAGCACACUUCUCACAUCCAGAAUUUUCCCAUCCCCUUUCCAGGCAGCGCAAACGCCUCUGAUGAAGACUUACCACCAAUUCCAAGCCCUGAGGUGUCUUCUAUAACCCUCGACAACAAACCAGGCGCAAGACUCCACUACACAUACUAUCCCGCCUCGACCUCCAGAAACAACCACCCAAACCCAUUCUCCCAAACCCUCAUCGUCUUUCUCAAUGGUCUUAUGCUACCAAGGAGCUCUUGGGAUGCCACUAUCCGCAGUUUUCUGGAGAAGCGCGUGGCCGGACGACUUCCCUAUCCCGCUCUACUGAGUUAUGAUCGCUACGGCCAAGGCGACUCGGACCACGAUCCAGACGAUAAAGACCCACCGCCUAGCCAUGGCCAUGACGCAGUGUCCGCUGUCAAGGCACUGAAGCAGUUCACCCUUGAGAUCUGGAGAGAACACCUCGACGUCAAUAAGCCUACUCACUAUCCCUGUCUCAUCUUCGUGUGCAACAGCAUUGGCUGCGCACUUGCACGACUGUUUACACAGUUUUACCCUGGGACGGUGUGUGGACUGUUGUUUCUGGACAGUAUAAUGGCGAACAGCGACUCUCAGACGCUGUGGCCGAAUCCAGAUGCCCCAAAUUUUGAUCCGCAUACGCUACCACCCGGCGUAAGUGCAGAUGAUGUCAGGGAGACGAGGGAAAAGUAUAGGAAGCUUUUUCAUCCCGAUGUACCGAAUAACGAGGGGCUAUCUCGACGCAAUCUAGCGAAAUUGCUGCCGUACUCGGAUGGCCCCAAAUUAGAAGGAUAUCUGGGAAGGGGUCCGUAUCUCACCGUGGUGGGCCACGACUGGGAGACUUUUGCUGAGCAAUCCUCUAAUUUCCCCUCUACAGACCAAGGCUCUUUACACACGCCUAAAAUCCUUACAAUGGCCUACGCCAACCCCGCAUGGCGAAAAUAUAACGAAGGUCUAGUGCAGAUCACCGACGAAGGGAAAGCCAUUGGCCCUAUCACAGCUGUUCGAUGUGGUCAUUUUAUUCAACAGGACGACCCAAGAUUCGUUAGUGAUGAGCUUGUCUCUCUGCUGGACAGAGUAGUAAAUCGCGUCGAGCAGGUCAGUGAGCGAGACUGAGCACCAAUUUUAGGUCGUGUCACGUGUAGUCUCCCUAUAACCCACGUAUAGCUCAGGGGUUUCCGGUAUCUCAAUAAUAAUAACUUUCUCCUCUUCUUAGCAGACAUCAACCGUACUAACCAAGAGGACGUUGGAUGGACUAAGGCACAGAUUAGGCGAUAAUUCAACAACAUGAGGCUUUGAAUAAUCAAAAGGUGUGCCUCUAAUAAAAGCACCCUAUCCAAAUGCUAAAUUGACAAGAAGCCGCCCAUAUAUACAAGUUCACUCGCCAGUAUCUACGCCA